UCAUCAUUUUCUGAUUAGUUUACUUCAUUGAACAGUCUUCUUAUGGAAUGUAACUAUUAUUCUCGAUAAUUUUAAGUAAGAGGUACAUACGCCCGCCAAGUGUAUGACGAUUUGACACAAUGAAAAACGUGUUAAAAAUUAAAAUGCAUUAAAAAAAUGUUGUUUUGCAUCGAUUUCUAUAAUGACUUUUGCAUUGUCUUUUUGUGAAUGUGGAAUCUUGGUUGUGUAGGUUUGUUGCUCCAAGAUACAGACUGCAACGUUGUGAAUUCCAAUUCUAACCGUAGCAAAGGCAAUAACCAUUCAUUUGGUCGUCAUGGUGCUACAACGAGUGUAAAGUCACCUAGUGGUGAUCCGCUUUUCAACAUUGCUCCAUCUCCCAACAACAAGAUGAAGUCUCCGCCAUUGGUCUCACUGGAGGAGGAGCCGUGCCAGCUGAACGGAGUUGGAGAAGACUACGUUGAAUUCAACUACACCAACAAUCGAUUACCCUCCUCGUCAUCACAAUCAGCAUUGACAAUUGAUGCCGUGAUUGGGAAGAAGUACCCUGUUUACGCCAGGGACAUAUCAAGAGGGGAAGAGAAGGUCAAAAUCCCACUAGUGAACGAAUUCAGUAGCAACAUCCACCCCUUGAAGCUGCCCAACAUUCUGUACAUCAGCACCAACAUGGUCCACAAGGAUGCUCACAUCGACUUCUCGCUGGCUCGCUUGUCCGACGACAACUGCUGCUCUAGCUGCGUCGGGGACUGCCUGUCGUCGGACUUGCCAUGUGGGUGUGCUGCAGAGACGGGAGGCGAGUUUGCUUACACGCCUGGUGGGGUGCUAAAGGGGGAGUUCUUGGAGAAGUGUGUGAUGAUGAAUAAGGAGCCUCAGAGGAAGCAUUACUACUACUGUGAGGUUUGUCCAUUGGUGAAUGACUUGAGCCAGAAGGGGAAGAAGAAGGUGAAGGCUUGUAGAGGGCAUUUGACUAGGAAGUUCAUCAAGGAGUGUUGGAGCAAGUGUGGCUGCAGCAAGAGGUGUGGGAACAGAGUUGUCCAGAAAGGGAUUCAAGUCCCUCUGCAGGUGUUUGCUACCUCUGAAGGGAAAGGAUGGGGAGUAAGAUCUGUGACUGCCCUGAAGAAAGGCACCUUCAUCUGUGAGUACAUUGGGGAGAUAGUGACAAACCAGGAGCUGUAUGAGAGGAACAAGGAGAGGGCUGCCAAGAAAGAAGAGCACACAUAUCCGGUGCUGUUGGAUGCUGAUUGGGGAUCUGAGAGGAUACUGAAAGAUGAAGAAGCUCUUUGCUUGGAUGCCACUGAGUUUGGCAAUGUCGGCAGGUUUAUCAACCACAGAUGUGGGGAUUCCAACUUGAUUGAGAUUCCAGUGGAGGUGGAGUCACCAGAUCAUCACUAUUAUCACGUUGCAUUUUUCACGGUCAGAGAUGUGGAGGCAAUGGAAGAGUUAACAUGGGAUUAUGGGAUCGAGUUUGAUGACAUAUACCAUCCUAUCAAGGCAUUCAAGUGCAAAUGUGGAAGCAAAUAUUGUCGGAACAAGCAAAAGAUCCAACGAUAAACUCUAAACAUAGAUAUGAUUUAUAAGAAAUUCUUCGUUUCAAACUAGUAGCAUGGAGAUAAAAACAUUUGAUGACACAUUGAUGAAAAGGUGCCCAUUGGAGUUAUUAUUUACUUUGUAGAUUUAUUGAUUCUUUGGAAUAAACCAUUACUUUAUGCUUCCCAAACUAAACCCCAUAGGCACUAAUAUAAAUUUAAUCAAUUUUUUAAUCCAGUACUAUCUAUCACUAAUAACAAAUUACUUUUCUGAGUGUUAGUGAAAAUAUUCAACAUAUUUCAAAGUUUAGUAUUGAGUGGACGGGAAACACAAAGCUCCAAAAAGCAAGUAAAUAGUAAUCUUAAAG
Linum trigynum is the source of this 1891-nucleotide messenger RNA. The record is from the annotation of a GenBank genome assembly. Lineage: Eukaryota; Viridiplantae; Streptophyta; Magnoliopsida; Malpighiales; Linaceae.